AUGAUUGGCGAACAUUAUCCACUCGACUUGCUGGAUUGGGUUGACCAAUGUACCCCAAUCUUCAUCCGAAGGGCCUAUGCUGAUGCCAUGUUCAAUGGAAUGAUUACAGGUUUUGAAGUCCUAGAUGAGCUGGAGCCCGAGGGCUCUAUCGUCUUGGAUACAUCGCAGUCCGAGGAAGAUGGAAGCUCUAUACACUUUCAUGAUUCGAUCUGGGAAGGUGACUCUCCUGACCCCGUGGUGGGACGCACGUCUUUCCCGACCAUUGGCCAAAGACACUCGGAAUUUUCCCAGCGUGAGAGUAUCCAUAAGGAACUCUUCGCCUGCUGGGGCGACUCUUCUGAUGCUCCCGCAGUUCCUACAGUUGCAGUGGAACCUUCCACCUGCUCUCAUGAAGCAACCUUCUCCGCUGAUGCGGAACAGCAAGUACAGGACGAUUCCCAGCGCCCUCAUCCUGACCCUGCCGAACACAUAUCAGCUGUUAGGAGGAUAGCGUCGAAUUUUAAAGAAUCAUUUGAAACCGCCUGGAACGACUUGAGGUCCCUUCGACACUAUUUUGUGCGUGAAUACAGGAAAAUGAGGCGUAUUGCCAGAAAGUUCACUUCACCGGCACUUUCCCGGGUUUUGAGCACCCUUCGGGGACCGAAAGAUCUCAGGAACCGCGGGAUCUUAACAUUCAAGGAUGUUAUUCGUGGAGUGGUGACAGAUGACCUCACUAACAUCUUUGCACUGUUGACCAUGUCGUAUGCUAUGUCGAAGGUUCUUGUCGCCAAAGAGAAGAUUAAACCGGCGGAUGUUCUAUCCGGGUUGAAUCUCUGGAGGGAUAUCGUUUGUGAUCACGAGCGGGAGGACUUUUCUCGGCUUGCUGAGAGCCUAUGGCCUGAAGCGAAGAGUCAACUCCAGACUCAGAAAAGCCCAGACGGUCCUGACUUCGACAUUACAUCUGGUGUUGGUUUUGGCUCAGUUGCUGAUAUUUUUCGUGUUGACCUUGGCUCGAUCACCAAUGCUUUCGCAAAAUCUCAAAUUUUGGAAUCCACGAUGGGUCAAGCUGGCGUUUGGGCUGAGAAUUUUCGCUUUCAGAACCUCUCUGCUGAGAACUACUCUCCUCCACGGGCGACCCCUAUUGGAGGAAAUCUCCGCAGCACACAGGCAUUUAGUACAGGCCCUGGAUAUACCGUCCCACCGAACCUUUUGAAAUCGGUAUGGUACAAUGGCGAUGAGACCGAGCACUGCAUCGAUCCGCAACUCCUCUCGUCGAUAGAACCGCCAAUGGCGGCGGCAAAACAGAAUAUCCACCGGCCCUCGAUCGAGGCACUGCAUGAAACAUCCAUCUUUCGGGUCGUGUAUGCCUUUGCACAGGGCGAAAUUUUCGACUUGUUAUUUAUUCUUUCCGGAAAGGGGGCAACAGUCAGGUAUUACCGACGUGGAUUUUCCACAGAUCAGGACCAACGGGUGUUCGAGACGAAGGUCACAGAGGGAGCCUUUGCGCGGCUUCGGACUGGUGACAGUCGUGAAAUACCGGGCCUUCAGGCUCUUGUCUCAGCCGCCGAGACAUUCGUGAGGCUGGCUUGUCUCAGAUCUCUAGAUCACGUCCGAGAAUUCGUCUUAGAAGUGGCCCAGAUCUUCGCACACGAUGAGACGUAUAGGGUCAAUAAGCAGUUGAGUUUCCUCGUCACUCCAUCGUAUAUUGGGCUGUUCUAA
Scedosporium apiospermum is the source of this 1698-nucleotide messenger RNA. RefSeq lists its product as uncharacterized. The transcript has 3 exons. NCBI's taxonomy places the organism in Eukaryota, Fungi, Ascomycota, Sordariomycetes, Microascales, Microascaceae. The coding region runs from base 1 to 1698 and encodes 565 amino acids. The record is from RefSeq and is a predicted model, not a curated record.